UCGGCAGUGAUCGCCGCGGGGAACGGACGUUUGGAAUAGUCAUCAGAAUUAAGAAAAGUGCAAGUGCAAGUACAACCAGAAAAAAAAACACUUAGUAUGCGGUUAUUACAAAUUUUGCUGUGCUGCGGCUUACUCGCGACGCUUUGCGAAUGCCAAGGAUUAUCCGUUAUCGGUCCGAAAUUUAUACGACCGAACAGUGUAUAUAACAUAGCGUUUAGUAAUGCACUGUCGACUAAUAUCCAGUUGAGAUUAGAAUUGGAAGGCUCCAGCGAAGAUAUUACCGUAUUCAAUGCAACGAAUCAAAUAAAACUUGAACGGAAAACCGGAAGAUAUGUGGGAUUUCAGGUUGGUGCCAUUCCAGAUGGUAUAUAUAGAUUAUCGAUACAAAGUCUUCAGCCUAGUUUUGGUUUUAGUGAAAGUAUUGAGUUACUGUAUGAUGGAAAAACCUCGUCCCUAUUCAUUCAAACCGAUAAGCCGGUCUACAAACCGGGAGAUGUUCUUAGGUUUAGGGUAAUUGCGAUAGAUGCCGAUACGCGGCCAGUAACCGAUUACAAAACUGUGGAUAUUGAGCUCACUGACAAGGAUGAGAAUUCAAUUAGACACUGGAAGUAUGCUAGACUGAACAAUGGAAUCUUUGAGUCAGCCGUACAGUUGGCAUCUUCUCCGGUUUUAGGAAAUUGGAAUUUAGCUGUGAGAGCUGCAAAUAUGACUGUGGUGAAACAGAUAGAAGUGCGAGAGUAUGUAUUACCGAAAUUUUUUGUUAAGGCAUAUCCUUCAGAAAUUUUGCUGAUUGAGAAUAAAAAAGUUAGCGUGACCGUAGAAGCUAAAUAUACGUUUGGUGAUCCUGUCGACGGAACAGCUCGGGUCGAUUUAUACUUUGAAGGAGACGAAAUGUUAAAACCUGAUAUGUCCAUAACGCAACAUAUUUCCGGAGUGACCACAGUAAGUUUUGCUCUUGGUAAUGCGCUGGAAGUUGAAAUGGAUGCGGUUCAAAAGAAUGUUUAUCUUAAGGUUGAAGUGAAGGAGACAUUCACAAAUCGCACGGUGAGCAUCGUGGAAGAAAUUCCGGUAUAUGAAUAUCCAUAUAGAUUUUCACUGAUAAAAUCUCUGCCAAGAUUCCGACCUGGCCUGCCUUUUUCCUUGGAUUUAUCUAUAACAGAUCAUAAUGGUGAACAUGCGCCCGAAGAAACUAACGCCGAAAUACAAAUUAACUAUGAGGGAGAAGGAUUAGAGAACGAAGUUUCAACACAGGGUACUAUCCACAAAGGUCUAGUUUCAUUUGUUAUAGAACCGCCGGAGAGUGCUGAUAGGGUAGAAAUCAAGGUGAAGUACCACACCAAUAAUUAUGUGUUAGUCGAUUCCAUUGACGGUGCUCAAUCAAAAAGUAGACAAUACUUGCAGAUUGCGUUGAAAGCUAAACAGAAAAUUCGUGCUAAUACUUUGGCUACUUUUGAAAUCAGCUGCACGGAAAGCUUGAGCUAUUUUUCUUACACGGUUAUAUCAAGAGGCAACGUGGUCGUUUCUGGACAUGAACUAGUUCGAAAUAGGAAAAGAACUGAUUUUAGACUUAAAUUGACUUCUCAGAUGGCACCUAAGGCGCGCAUUAUUGUUUCCUAUAUGAAAAAAUUCUUGAUUUACGACGAUCUUGAGUUGAACUUCGAAACGUUCAAUAAUGAUUUUUCAUUCACCCUGGAUACUGAACAGUAUAUACCCGGUCAAAAUUUCUACGUGGAUGUCAAAGGCGCUAAAGAUUCUUACAUUGCUUUUGCAGCGAUUGAUCAAAGUGCACUCCUGUUGGGGCGUUCUGGACACGAUAUUACCGAAAAGGAUGUACUAAAUGAAUUAGCUCUAUAUGGUAGUACGGAACCCAAUGAAUUCGAUCCAUUCAAUACGAUGGGAUUGUUUUUAAGAACUACUGCUGAGCUAGAUAUCCCUUAUCCUAGAAAUCAAUUUAAUCGUAUCAGUGGAACUGCUAUAAUAAGGAAACAUGUUCAGAAAGCCAUACACAUUAGAACAGAAUUUCCGGAAGCUUGGCUUUGGAAGAAUUACACCAUGGACGGCAGGCACGAUAGGUUUAGUUUCAACGAUACUGUUCCUGAUACCAUAACUUCGUGGACAGUUUCGGGAUUUGCGCUCAGUCCAACACUAGGAUUAGGGAUCAUCAAACAACCACAAACGUUCGUGGUUAAACAGCCGUUUUAUAUUGUCCUGAACUUGCCUUACUCCAUUAAGCGCGACGAAGUGACCUUGAUUCAGGUGACAAUUUUCAACUUUUUAGGAAACUCGCUUACCACAGAUGUGACGCUGUUCAACAAGAACGAGGAAAUCGAGUUUGUCGAAAAAGCUUCUAAUGACACGACCAGUCGAUCUAAAGCUGUACUAGUGCCGACCUCAACGGGAAAGCCCAUUUCGUUUAUGAUAAAAGCUAAAAAGCUUGGCGAAAUAGCAAUCAAAGUUGAGGCAAUAAAUUUACUAGCUUCCGAUGCAGCCGAGCACAUGUUGCGAGUAACCCCGGAAAGUAGGCGUUACGAAAAAAAUGAGGCCAGAUUUAUCGAACGGGACGAUCGUGGUUUAAGCAAUUUUCCCAUUUCGAUCAAUAUUCCGAAAGAUAUCGAUGAGGGUUCGGCUAAAAUUAAAUUCACAUUAGAUGCUGAUUUGUUCGGUACUACUAUCAGUAAUUUGGAGUCACUGAUUCGACAACCAUCCGGAUGCGGCGAACAAAACAUGGUGAAUUUCGUCCCAAAUAUUGUUGUUUUAGAUUAUCUCUCUGAAACUGGCAAAGUAGCGGAAGAAGUUCGCACUAAAGCGAUAAAUUUCUUACAAAGCGGAUAUCAAAAUCAAUUGAAGUACAAAAGAGCGGAUGGUUCCUUCAGUGUUUGGGGAGGUUCUGAUUCUAAAGGUAGUACCUUCCUCACUGCGUUCGUAGCAAAGUCAUUCAAAAUUGCUGACAAAUACAUGGCAGUGGACAAAAAAAUAGUUGAAGAUGCAUUCCAUUGGCUGGCAGGUAUUCAAACUCCGGAAGGCAGAUUUGAUGAGGUUGGUCGCGUCAUACACGCAGACAUGCAGGGAGGGCUGCGCUCGACCAACUAUGCUCUUACAGCUUAUGUCUUGAUUGCUUUUUUGGAAAAUCAGGAUAUUGCCAAUACGCACCAACGAGUUGUUUCAAAUUCGAUAAGGUAUUUGGAAAGCAAUUUGUACAGCAUAACCGAUGCAUAUGAUCUAGCAUUGGUAUCGUACGCACUGACGCUUGGCAAUAGCCCCAAACGAAAGAACGCUUUGGAUAAACUAUUGGAAAUCUCCAUUUUCGACAAGGACUUUGUUGAACGGUAUUGGAAUCGACAUCCGGUUAAAGUUGAAAUUGCUGGAUAUGCAUUGCUAACAUUUGUGGCUAAUAAAAAUUAUCCUGAUGGUGCUUCUAUUAUGCGAUGGUUGAAUAGAAACCGCUUUGCGCUUGGUGGUUAUCCGGGGACCCAAGAUACGUUCGUUGGAUUAAAGGCGCUUACCAAAUUUGCAGCAAAAACAUCAGCCCACAGGAACGACUAUCGAGUAAAGAUACAUCAUCCACCCAAUAAAUUCCAUACUUUCGACAUCGAUAAGAAAAAAUCCAUGGUAAUUCAAGAAUUGGACUUACCGAACUAUAUUCGCAAUUUAGAUGUUAAAAUUGAGGGUAUCGGAAAUGGGUUUUUCCAAGUGGCGUAUGAGUAUUAUCAAAAUAUUCAACAAACGAAACCAAGUUUCAAACUGGAUGUGGAAAUGCUAAAUACAACGACGUAUCACGUGCAACAUCUGCAAAUAUGUGUUAAAUAUGUCCCAAAAGAAGCUUAUGUGAACUCAAAUAUGGCCUUAGUGGAAGUAUUUUUCCCUAGUGGGCUGGUUGCGGAGGAGGAUGCUGUGGAAGAUUUGUCUGGAGAAAUCCGAAAAACUGAACUUCGAUUUGCUGCUACCUCUAUUGUAAUAUACUACGAUUAUUUGGGACCAGAAACCAAUUGCUUCAAAGUGACGUCAUAUAGAAAAUACAAAGUUGCAAUGCAUCGGCCAGCGUAUGUUGUUGUGUAUGAUUAUUACGAUCAAGAUCGUUUCGCUAUUCAAUUAUACGAAGGAAAAGUGAUGCAGCUCUGCGAUAUUUGUGAGGAUGAAGACUGCCUUACCUUGUCUUGCUGAUAAAAAUGUUAAACACAGUCGAACAAAAUAUGACAGUUUCCGUUAGGAUUCAUUUCGAAAGUUGUACAUAUCUUUAACAAGAGUUCAAACAUACAUAUUAAGCUGAAAUAAUCAAAAA
This is a messenger RNA of Wyeomyia smithii (pitcher-plant mosquito), 4279 nucleotides long. Its product is annotated as thioester-containing protein 1 allele S3-like. The coding region runs from base 97 to 4161 and encodes 1354 amino acids. Gene Ontology annotation, cellular component: extracellular region. The transcript has 14 exons. Gene Ontology annotation, molecular function: endopeptidase inhibitor activity. Lineage: Eukaryota; Metazoa; Arthropoda; Insecta; Diptera; Culicidae. The record is from RefSeq and is a predicted model, not a curated record.